AUGGUUUUGGAGGGAGCAUCCUCCCUAUCACUUCUUACGCUUGCGAUUGCACUAUCUCUUUGGGUUCUGGCAAAAGCAGUCUCCCCAAAGCAGUAUGAUCUUCGUGAGCCUCCUGUAGUCCCAUCUUCAGCCCCCUUCGUUGGCCAUGUUUUCGGAAUACUCAGAUAUGGGGCUGGCUAUUUCAGAUAUCUUGGUUCCCGCUUCUCCCAUCCAAUAUUCGCACUCCAGACAUUGACAUCCAAGACAUACGUGGUUGUUGAUCCAGGACUGGCAGCAAGCGUCCAGCGGGCCUCAAAAGCUCUCUCAUUCAACCCCAUCAUCCCCGAAGUCACCCAGCGUGUCUUGGGCUUAGACGACCAGACCAAGAAGAUUGUGGCGACGAAUAUCGACAGAGAUGGUUCAGUCCGUGGUUUCUACCCCGAUGUGCAGGAUACAAUUUACUCGACACUGACCCCGGGUGGUGCCCUUGAUGAUUUGAAUUUGCGCGCUUACACCGAGUUCUCGAACAUGCUGGACUCUGAUGCCGAAGAACUCAUGUCCGAGAAGCUGAAAUCCAGGGAAGUAGAUCUCAUGGCAUGGGUUCAACAUAUUGUCACCAUUGCCACCGCCAGGUUUCUCUACGGUCCGAAAAAUCCCAUCACGAUGCAUCCAAACCUAGAACAGGCAUUUUGGGACUUUGUGCAUGGCAUUCCACGCCUACUCCUCAAUACCCUUCCCGCAUAUACCGCCCGUACAGCUUACAAAGGCCGAGAGGCCCUUGCAGCGGCUUAUGUCGAAUAUCUCAUCCAUGGACACGACAAGCUUGGAUCCAACAUCACGCAAGAGCGCAUUGCUGUCGGGCGGAAACAUGGCUUCACCCUUCCCAAUCUCGCCCGCUCAGAAAUCUCAUUCCUUUUUGCCGGGAUCAUCAACACCACAUUCGCUUCGUUCUGGAUGAUCCUGCAUAUUUUCGCGCGCCCUCACCUCUUGCAGGAAAUUAGAGCAGAGCUUGAAACCAACGCAUUGCUGACAAGCCCUAAAGAAGUUGCAGAUAUACGACAGUUGCAGAUUAACAAAAUCAACAAAGCAUGCCCAUUACUUCUAGCAACGUUUCGCGAGACUUUACGUCUACACUCCGAUGUCUUGUCAUCGCGGGUGGUCACGACCGACACGCUCCUGCAAGACAAGUACUUCCUGCGCAAGGGCUCCGUGCUCCAAAUCUCGGGCGGUAUUAUGCACGCCGACGCAAGGAUCUGGGGCGACAAAGUCAACGAAUUUUGUCCGGAGCGGUUUUUCAACUCGUCAAAUGGUCAAAUUCCCUUGGCCGCAACGCAUAAAUCUAAUGGUUCGAACGACGACAAACCAAAACAAGUGCACCCAGCGGCGUUCCGUGCCUUCGGUGGAGGCGCCACUUUAUGUCCAGGAAGACACUUUGCGCAGGCCGAAAUCUUGGGUUUCGUAGCCAUGGUGUUGUUGAGGUUCGAUCUCGCGUCGGUGACGGAGGGGAAGGAUAUUCAGAUCCCAGGGAAAAAGGACGAUGUGCUGCCUAUACACAUCCUCGAGCCCAAGGAGAAGGCAUCGGUGAAAAUGAGCGAUCGGGCAGGCUGGGGUCACGUUCAGUGGGAGGUUGUACCAUAA
Messenger RNA from Exophiala aquamarina CBS 119918, 1617 nucleotides. RefSeq lists its product as uncharacterized. The record is from RefSeq and is a predicted model, not a curated record. Lineage: Eukaryota; Fungi; Ascomycota; Eurotiomycetes; Chaetothyriales; Herpotrichiellaceae. The transcript has 2 exons. Gene Ontology annotation, molecular function: monooxygenase activity; iron ion binding; oxidoreductase activity, acting on paired donors, with incorporation or reduction of molecular oxygen. Bases 1 to 1617 code for a protein of 538 amino acids.